AUGCUGCCGCGAUUUCUCUGGCGUGCGGCCGCGGCCCUGGCCGUCACAGGCCCGGCGGCCGUCGGCGCCGACGACGCCAACCCCCCCGGACAGUCGACCUUCAUCUCGCCCGACAACCACGUCGCCUUCGCCUUCACGGUGCCCCAGACGCCGGACCACCAGUACCCCGAGGCCACCUUCUUCAGCAUCCGCGUGCCCAACCGGUACUCGUGGGGCGCCGUCGGCCUGGGCAGCAACGACAUGAAGGGCGCGCUGUACCUCAUCAUCUACCAGGGCGAGGACGGCGCCAGCGUCACCUUCUCGCCGCGCCUGGCCUACGACAACACCGAGCCCACCUACUGGGACGAGAUGGAGUACACCGUCAUCCCCAACAACACGGGCGUCGUCGACGACCACAUGAUCUUCACCGCCAUGUGCACCUCGCACUGCCGCUCCUGGAACAAGGGCAACACCAACGGCGGCUGGCUCGACGUCUCGUCCCCGAACCAGAACGGCAUCUUCGCCGUCGGCCCGGCCGAGCCGCUGCGCAGCAACGACCGCAACGCGCCCCUCAAGUUCCACGGCGAGUACGGCGUCUUCACCAUCGACAUGGGCAGGACCCAGGGCGCCGCCGACGCCCCCGUCCUGGACCGCGACUCGCAGAACGAGUCCACCGCCCUCGUGUGGUACCGCCGCCGCCGGUCCGACUACAAGGCCACCCUGCACGGCACCUUUAUGAUCUUCUUCAUCGUCGGCAUGAUGAACUUUGGCGUCUUUUUGCUGCGCGCCUGCGGCUGGGCCAAGUGGCAUGCCGUGAACCAGCUGUUUGCCACCCUGGGCGUGCUGUCCGGUCUGGCCCUGGGCGUCUUGACCAGCUUCCAUUAUAACAGGUCUCGGGGUUUCAAGCACUACCACCAGAUCAUUGGCUACAUCGUCGUGGCCUUUGUUCUCGCCCAGGUCGCCUUGGGCGUCAAGCACCACCUGGAGUACCAGAAGACACGCGCUCCCACCCGUUUUGGCAGAAUCCACCUGUGGCUCGGCCGGCUGAUCCUGCUCCUCGCCGUCCUCAACUCCUUCUUCGGGUUUUCCUUUGCCCGAAACCAAAGAUACGCCGUCGCCCUCGCGGGCCUGCUCGUUCUUGUCUGCGCCGUCGCCCUGUUCUUCAUGUACAACCGAACCAGGUUUUUCGAUCGAAAGCGGCAGUUCCAGCCCCUGGGCACGCAGCAGCCUCCGCCGUGGCGGCAGCAGGCGGGCACGAGCGGCUACGGCGCCGGCGACGCUCCGCCGGGGUACGAGUCGGCCUCGCAACACGUCGGCCUACAGCCUGCGGCACCGUCAUCGUCAUCGUCGCCUGGCAACUCGCCGUGGAGGAGCGGCGGCGACAAGGACUACGAGGACGAGCCCCAGCUGGGGAGUGCUCAGAAGCCCAGGGAGUUUACGUAG
Messenger RNA from Ustilaginoidea virens, 1422 nucleotides. RefSeq lists its product as uncharacterized. NCBI's taxonomy places the organism in Eukaryota, Fungi, Ascomycota, Sordariomycetes, Hypocreales, Clavicipitaceae. The coding region runs from base 1 to 1422 and encodes 473 amino acids. The transcript has 4 exons. The record is from RefSeq and is a predicted model, not a curated record.